Molecule: messenger RNA, 4528 nt
Organism: Coniophora puteana RWD-64-598 SS2
Lineage: Eukaryota; Fungi; Basidiomycota; Agaricomycetes; Boletales; Coniophoraceae
Exons: 6
Coding region: 26-4165 (1379 amino acids)
Biological process (GO): endosomal transport; endocytosis
Cellular component (GO): cytoplasm; plasma membrane
Molecular function (GO): calcium ion binding; protein binding
Source: RefSeq, a predicted model, not a curated record
CGCACGAGCACCGGCCAUCGACAACAUGGCCAGCACCUUCAACCCGACACAUGCAGAGCUCGCUCUCGUGAACCACAUAUUCGCAAAGGCAGACACCCAGCAGAUCGGCAUCCUCACCGGUGACGUUGCUGUAAAGAUAUUCGGCGGCGCAAAGCUCCAGGCCAGCGUACUCGGAGAAAUAUGGGCCAUUGCAGAUGAAGACAACAAUGGCUUCCUCACAAAGAAGGGUGUCGCCGUCGCAGUUCGUCUCAUGGGCCACGCUCAGAAGGGCGAAAAGGUUUCCACCGCGCUGCUAAGCAGACCCGGCCCACUUGUCAAUAUCGAGGGCUUCCAAGCACCUCUCGCUCCCCAAAGCACCGGAAUGUCGAUACCCAAGUCCCCACCUCCCGGUCUUCCACCUCUCACUCCUCAAGACAAGACCAAGUUCCUCCGGCUAUUCCAGAACUGCGGACCGGUCAACGGUCUCGUAAGUGGUGAGAAAGCUCGUGACGUGUUUGUAAAGUCAAAGUUGCCAGUCGACAAGCUCUCUCAAAUAUGGACGCUGUGUGAUACACAAGAUCGAGGAUUACUCGACUCCACGGACUUUACUAUAGCCAUGUAUCUAAUCCAGGGCACCAUGUCGGGCGCUCUUUCCUUCAUACCUACAACCCUUCCUCCAGGUCUCUACGAACAGGCGGGUGGCCGACAGCACGAUGGCGUGGCCUCGCAUGCCACCGGAAGCUCACUUCACAGCCCCGUCCCGCCCGGCGGCGCGUUCCCGGCCGCCCCGAGGGCUCCGCAGCGGCCUCUCCACCCACAAUCGACCGGGCCCGCCGCCCCGCCUCUUCCGUCGAGACCGCCGGCUGGAAGCAAUUUCGCACCAGCCGUACCUCCGUUCCCCAGCAUACAAACGAACAAUAUGCAAUGGGACGUCACUCCGGCAGAGAAAGCGAGCUCUGAUCAGUUCUUCGACACCCUCGACACUCAGAAACGAGGGUUCAUCGAGGGUGACGUCGCAGUACCCUUUAUGCUCCAGUCCAAGUUGUCAGAAGAUGUUCUGGCACAAGUAUGGGAUCUCGCCGACAUUAACAACGAUGGCCGUUUAACGCGCGACGGUUUUGCCGUCGGGAUGCAUUUAAUACAAGGCAAACUAACGGGCAAGGAGGUGCCUUCCAGCCUUCCGCCUUCGCUCGUUCCGCCAUCAAUGCGUGGUGCCAACGCGGGUGCCAUGUCAUCACCCUUUGGUGCCCCUGCUCCGAAGCCCCAAGAACCGGCCCGCGAUCUGCUCUGGGAUGAUUCACCACCGCCUUCGGCAGGUGUCUCCCAGCCACCCAGUAUCUUGCAGCCGCAGUCGACCGGUACCAUGCUCCAACCGCAAUCGACAGGCUCUAUUUUGCAGCCUCAGUCGACCGGGCAGCGCGGACCGUCUGCUCAGUCGUCGGCGUUCGCCAUGCCCUCGUCGUUUGCUCCACCUCAGCCUCAGCCUCAGCCCCAGCCUCAGCUUCAACUGCAGGCGCCAGCUACUGAUCCCUUCGGUAGCUCCUCGUUCGGCAACGACUUGCUUGGCGACGAUGACGACGUGCAGCCUUCGCAGCAGCCCGUUCAAGAGAAGGCCGCGGAAAUCGGCAACGUUCAGAACCAGCUCAACUCGACCAACGCGUCCGCCAAGUCUGCCAAAGCCGCACGUGAGGAGCUUGAGGCGACACUCGCUGCCCAGGCCUCGCAGCUUUCUGCCCUCCAGACCCAGCUCACCACGGCCAAAGCCUCGUACGAGACGGAGAUGAACUUGCUGUCGACGCUCCGCGAGCGCCACACUGCACAGACGGAGGAGAUCAACAAGGUCCGCCAAGAGCUGAUCAGCGCGGAGAGCGACCUGAGUGCUAUUCGCGUCGAGAAGACCGAGAUCGAGGGCGCGUUCCUCCGCGACAAGGAGGAGGUCCGGGACCUCAACCGUCGUAUGACGGAGACGACCGCUGGGAUCGCGCAGAUCAAGGGCGAGGUCGAGAAGGCAAAGAAGAACGCCAAGCAGCAGAAGGGCUUGCUCGCUAUCGCGCGCAAGCAGCUCGCGACGAAGGAGACUGAGAAAGUCAAGGCGGAUGCUGAGCUUAGAGAGGCUGAGGCUGAGGUUGUCGCUGCUACCAAAGAACGCGAGGAGGCUGAGGCUGAGGCACAGAAGGUCGUUGCCGGCGGUGCUGCCUCGGUCGCGGCUGCCGACACGUCCAUUGAUGGCAUGAGCAUCGGGCGUUCCAAGUCUCCUGUGGAUUCGCUAAGCAUGGCGGUCUCGCAGCCGCUCCCGCUCUCCCCUGACGUGACCGGCGGAGUACCCACGAGCCCUUCAGCGUCUCUGAAGAGUAACAACCCGUUCGAGAGGCUCGCUAUGACCUCUGGCUUGUCGACGCCCCGCCCUCAGUCGCCCUUUAUGCCAUUUGCGAACGCUUCCGUCCCUACGCCAACGGUUCAGCCAACGCCCGCUAAGCCUGAGGCUGAAUCGGAGGACGACCCGUUCGGCCUGUCCUCGAGCUUCUCCGCUGAGGAGCCCAAGGUAGACGACAAAGUCCCGGAGCCCAAGACACCCCAGAUGCCGGGUGGCAUGUUCGGGGACGACAGCGACAUAGUAGCUUCGCCGACGACCGACAGCUUCAUGACGCCGGGCACGAGCCCCGCUCAGCCCAAGCCUUCUACGAUGGAUCAGGCGGCGUCGCAGUUCCCAGCGCUCGAAGAGAUGUCAACAAUGGCCCUGACGCCCAAGGCCGAGGAGCACGAGACCGAUCUGAAUGCACACCUGAAAGAGCUCGAUGUAGAUGAAUCAGACUCUGACAGUGACAGCGACGACGACGACAAGCCUCUUUCGACUCCCAAGGCCCCCGAGUCGGAGGCUGCGAAGGCCGCUGCCGCUGCCGAGCCGGCUCCGACUGUGACACCUAGCAGCGCGUUCUCUUUCGAAGACGCGUUCGGUGCCGGCGAGGCAGUUCAGCCGGCCGCUCAGCCGCAAGCCGAGGAGGCGCAGAAGGCUGUACCCUUGGCUGCCAAGCCGGCGGCGGAUGUGUUUGGUGCGCCUGCUGAGAAGCCGGCCGCGGCUGACGACUGGAUGAGCAUGGCCAACGGACCCAGCGGUGGGGCAGAGCAGCAGAGGAAAGGUAGUGCGUUGGAGAACUUCGACGAGGCGUUUGGCAAGAUGCCUAGUACGGGGCAUGACUCCAACGACUCGUCCAAGUUUACGUUUGAUUCUACCUUUGACGACAACUUUGACUUUGCGUCCGCGUCGGCAACAUCCGCUGCGGCUCCAGGCGCGGCAUCGGCUUUCCCCCCGCCGCCUGCCGCUCAGCAUGCGAAUGGCCACGCAUUAUUUGGUGACAAGGCCAGCAUGCCGGCUGGCGCUGGUCAGCCAGCAGCCAACGGGCAGGCUCAACAGGGCCCGGGCCUCCAGAACCAGACAUCGAUUUCGUUCGACGACGCGUUCAUGGUCGGGUCCCCGUCUGCUUCCGCCCCCGCGCCGUCGGCGCAAGCCGUCAAGCAGGACGCGCCUGCGAUCUCGUUUGACGACGUGUUCGGAGGGGACGGUGCCAACGCUCUCAAGCUCGACAACUCGUUUGCAUCGCCGACGAUCCCAAGCUCCAACCCCACCCCCACCUUCAAUGCCAACGGGGGCGCUCCAACGACGAACGUCUUCGCUCCUCCGCCUGGGUCGCCGCCGGCUUCAUCUGAUGGCGCGAGGGCAUUCCCAGGCGCGUUGACUCCUCCGACAUCACCCCGAGCGUCCUCGUCUCGGAGCAGUGGGCCUGAGAGAGCCGCGUCGCCACCUCCACGGGUGGGAUCGCCGAGGAUUCAGCGACCUUCGACGUCGUCGUCCCAGAAGGACGGCAAGGAGCACGACCACCCGCGGGAGAAGCCUGCCCCGCCUCCACGGCACUCGAAGCUGAGCAUCCGGCUGCCAUUUGGGAAGAAGAAGAAGCAGGACGCUGCAGCUGCAGCAUCAGCUGCACCGCCCAUGCCACCAUCCAGCCUUGGGCACCAGCUGGCCCCCUUGGAGGAGCCAUCGAAUGUCACGCCGGCAGUGGAAGAUGACGUCGAGCCCGUGAAGCAGCUGGCCGCGAUGGGCUUCUCACGAAACCAGGCUGUCGCCGCGCUCGAGGCACACGACUAUGACGUCCAGCGGGCCCUAAAUACCCUCCUCGGCGCCCAGUAGGCUGGCUGGGUGACUUGUGGUAGCUGGCCAGUCGCUCAUAUUCACCAUCCACCGACACAUUAAUCUCCCGUUAAUCUGGCUGUGCAGUCCAUCUAUUACCAUUCGUAUUCCUGUUCGAUCUGGCACAAGGCAAACGUGCACAAUACGCUACGCUCGCCCCGGGUCGCGCCCUCACACUCGUUAUACACCGUUUCUUUGUUUUUCGCUUGCCUUCUGCUGACAAGGCCAGCGCUCUAUGUUAUACUGUAUAUGUCCCUUUUGCCUGGAAUACAACGACACGGACACAGCUCGUUUCUUAACUUGCAGGCGCUCAGUUUGUUUUCUCUCGCGCGUCUCCUCUCUCAUACGGUCGCUCGCCUUCUG